Theobroma umbraticum is the source of this 2184-nucleotide messenger RNA. Its product is annotated as cysteine-rich receptor-like protein kinase 15. NCBI's taxonomy places the organism in Eukaryota, Viridiplantae, Streptophyta, Magnoliopsida, Malvales, Malvaceae. Gene Ontology annotation, biological process: protein phosphorylation. Gene Ontology annotation, molecular function: protein serine/threonine kinase activity; ATP binding. The record is from RefSeq and is a predicted model, not a curated record. Gene Ontology annotation, cellular component: plasma membrane.
CAGCGUUGCAGAGACUGGAGAGACAAGAUAUGGAUCAUUCCUGUUCUACACAAACCAUUCGUUUGCUUUUGCUUUGUUCUUUUCUUUUUGGUGUUCAUGAUCUUGCUCUUGCUGAUCCUCCCUACCCACUUUGUUCAGACAAUACUAGCAAUAAUUUAUUGAAUAGUUCAUUCCAAAAUAAUCUCAACACUCUGCUUUCGUUGCUGCCAUCAGAAGCUUCUGUCUCCAAAUACAACAAUACCUCUUAUGGGAAUGGCACGGAUAGAGUUUAUGGUCAGUACCUGUGCCUCGACUAUGUUUCAUAUGAAACCUGCCAAGACUGCAUCUCCGUUGCAUCAAAGGCUAUCAUGUAUCUUUGUCCAAACAGAACGCAAGCCGUCGUAUGGGAGGAAGAUUGCCAAUUGCGCUACUCAGAUAAUAAUUUCUUUGGCCGAUUGAAUGUAGCAGACAAUUUUUGCAAAGAUAAUAUUAUUAACAUCUCUGAUCCUGUACACUUCCAAUCUGUCGUAGAGAACAAGCUGCGAAAUCUUACCAAAAGGGCAGCCUUCAAUUCUUCAGCAAAUAUGUAUGCUGCUGGAGGAGAACCAUAUACAGCAGAUGACACCCUGUAUGCUAUGGUGCAGUGCACCCGAGACUUAUCCCCAGAUGACUGUAACGAAUGCCUUGAGGCUGCCAUUAAAGAUGUUUCUUCUGAGUGCUAUGCUUCUCGUGGGGCACGACUUCUUAGUCGCAGCUGCUAUCUUAGGUAUGAGUUAUAUGCCUUUUAUGAUGGCGCCAAAGACUCCUCUGUUUCUACAAAAAAGAAAGGAGGUGGUGGAAAAAAAAUAUGGAUGAUUGCAGUUCUUACAAUUGGAUCAGCGGUUUCAGUGAUACUGCUACUGGCUUCCACCAUGUAUUGUGUUGCAAGGAAGAAAGAUACUGGAAACGGGAAGAAAAAACUAAACAAAAUUGGCGACCCUGAGAACACAGAUAUGCAGAACCAGUAUUUUGAAGGUUUAGAUGAGCUAAGGGCUCAUGACUUUUAUUUUGAUUUGGCAACCAUAAACUCAGCUACUGAUAACUUCUCUGAUUCAAAGCUGCUAGGACAAGGUGGUUUUGGACCUGUCUACAAGGGUGUACUACCUGAUGGAAAGGAAGUAGCUGUCAAGAGGCUUUCAAGCUUCUCUGAGCAGGGCACUCUGGAGUUCACAAAUGAAGUCCUACUGAUUUUGAAACUUCAGCACAAAAAUCUUGUCGGGCUUCUGGGUUUCUGUGUGGAUCAGCAGGAAAAGUUGCUUGUUUAUGAACUUAUGCCCAACAGCAGCCUUGAUGUGGUCCUCUUUGAUUCAAAGAAACGUGCACAACUCAAUUGGAGCAGACGUCUUAACAUUAUUAAUGGAAUUGCAAGGGGAAUUCUUUAUCUACAUGAGGAUUCACGGCUUAGGAUCAUCCAUAGGGACAUAAAAGCUAGUAAUGUGUUACUGGAUUGUGACAUGAACCCAAAAAUCUCAGAUUUUGGAAUGGCAAGAAUCUUUGCAGGGGCAGAUAGCGAAGCUAAUACAGCUAGAAUAGUCGGAACAUAUGGAUAUAUGGCUCCGGAGUAUGCCAUGGCGGGAUUAUAUUCGAUUAAGUCUGACGUUUUCAGCUUUGGGGUACUCUUGCUUGAGAUAAUUACUGGCAGAAGGAAUGCAGGCUUCCAUCAAUCAAAACGUGUCUCAAGUCUAGUAGCAUAUGCAUGGCAUCUAUGGAAUGAAGGGAAUGCCUUGGAAUUGAUGGACCCAUUACUAACGGAUGGAUGCCCAGAUGAAUUCUUAAGACUCAUCCAUAUCGGACUGUUGUGUGUUGAAGAAGAUGCAUUCAACAGGCCUACCAUGUCAUCUGUUGUGGUAAUGUUGAAAGGUGAAGCUGUGACAUUAUGCCAACCUCAACAACCUGCCUUCUCUGUGGGAAGAUUUGCUGAUCAUCAUCAAACGCUGCCUCAAAGUUGCUCUGUCAAUGGUUUAACGAUUUCAAAUAUUGCACCUAGAUGAUUGACCUUUGGAAGUACAGGGAUGGCUUGCCUUGACAGAAAUUCCAUUUUCUCUUUGAAUUUUUAGAUUUCUGACUAUGAUACAUUUGUGGGUUAGUGCCUCCGUGAAUAUCAAUUACCACAAGAAAACAAUUUCCACGUUUCCUCUGGAAUUUCAUGGUUUACUUGUUCCAUUC